CUGUUCUCCGUGGGCUUCCGGGCGCUCGCAGUUCUGCCGCCGCCGAGAGGGCGGAGUUCCCGGUUCCGCUGCCGUGUGUGUCGGUGCGCCGGGUUCAGCUGCCACCAUGGGGAUCCUGGAGAAGAUCUCCGAGAUCGAGAAGGAGAUCGCUCGGACGCAGAAGAACAAGGCCACUGAGUAUCACCUGGGUCUGCUGAAAGCAAAACUCGCCAAGUAUCGGGCUCAACUUCUGGAACCAUCCAAAUCGGCCUCAUCCAAAGGAGAGGGUUUCGAUGUCAUGAAGUCGGGUGACGCCCGUGUGGCGCUGAUUGGAUUUCCCUCUGUGGGUAAGUCCACCUUCUUGAGUCUAAUGACCUCCACAGCCAGCGAAGCCGCGUCCUAUGAAUUCACCACCCUGACGUGCAUCCCUGGGGUCAUUGAAUAUAAAGGAGCCAAUAUCCAGCUCCUGGACCUUCCUGGGAUCAUCGAGGGCGCAGCACAAGGUAAAGGCCGCGGCCGGCAGGUGAUAGCUGUGGCGCGGACAGCAGACGUUGUCAUCAUGAUGCUGGACGCCACCAAGGGAGAAGUGCAGAGGUCUCUGCUGGAGAAGGAACUGGAGUCCGUGGGGAUCCGCCUCAACAAGCACAGGCCCAACAUCUACUUCAAGCCCAAGAAAGGCGGCGGCAUCUCCUUCAACUCGACAGUCACGCUGACCCAGUGCUCGGAAAAGCUGGUGCAGCUGAUCCUGCAUGAGUACAAGAUCUUCAACGCAGAGGUGCUUUUCCGAGAAGACUGCUCCCCGGACGAGUUCAUCGACGUGAUCGUGGGCAACCGGGUGUACAUGCCGUGCUUGUAUGUUUAUAACAAAAUUGACCAGAUCUCAAUGGAGGAAGUGGACCGCCUGGCCCGGAAGCCCAACAGUGUAGUCAUCAGCUGCGGCAUGAAGCUGAACCUGGACUACUUGCUCGAGAUGCUUUGGGAGUACCUGGCCCUGACCUGCAUCUACACCAAGAAGAGAGGACAGAGGCCAGACUUCACAGAUGCCAUCAUCCUCCGGAAAGGGGCCUCCGUGGAGCAUGUGUGCCACCGCAUUCACCGAUCACUCGCCAGCCAGUUUAAGUAUGCACUGGUGUGGGGCACCAGUACCAAGUACAGCCCGCAGCGAGUGGGCCUGACCCACACCAUGGAGCACGAGGACGUCAUCCAGAUUGUCAAGAAGUAGUGCCUCCUGCUGGGCCCCCUGCCUGCCCACCCUGUCUCCCCGGAGAGUCGGACCCAGCCGGACACACCAAAGUCCAAACAGGAAAUAACGUGCAAAUACAUACACCCCAGGAACGGGUCUCUCAAGUCUCCACUGUUUCUGGAAGUUUCUUCAGUAGACAGAUGAUACAGGGUGUAUUGGGGCAGAGGGACAUGGUUGGGGAACUUGGGCUGGUCUGGUGGCAUUUCCCAUGAGACUGGCCCCUUGGAUGGGGAUUCUGUGUUUGGAACCCCGGGCCUGCACCCUACACUUGGCCCCCUCAGGCACUGAGGGGGCACCCCACCCUCCUACCCUGCAGCUAGCGCCUCAUGCGGAUGGCUCGCUCAGUGCUGGGGCGUGGAGCCGAGCCUGCCCGGGUCCCAGGAAGCUCUGUUUCUGGUGGGGCGCCUUGGGCCUUCAGCUCCCGCCGUCCUCUCUGGCACUUGAGGAGGGGCUCUCCCAGGACAAGCCCUCUGCCCCACCCCAGGGCUGCUCCAUGAUGGCUUUAAGCCCCAACUCAUGCCCUCCACAGCCUGAGGAGCCCUGAUGUACGGCCCUCCCAGGGCCGCCCCUGCCCAGAGCCCACGACCCAGGACCUACACGGAUGCCGGGAGUGGCGGCUUCGGCGUUGGGUUUCUGUACUUUUUCUCUAAGCCCCUGGUCUUGGCUCUCCUUUCUACAAUAAAGAGUGGAAACAAUC
Molecule: messenger RNA, 1919 nt
Organism: Lutra lutra (Eurasian river otter)
Lineage: Eukaryota; Metazoa; Chordata; Mammalia; Carnivora; Mustelidae
Gene: DRG2
Product: developmentally regulated GTP binding protein 2
Exons: 13
Coding region: 107-1201 (364 amino acids)
Biological process (GO): cytoplasmic translation
Cellular component (GO): cytoplasm
Molecular function (GO): GTP binding; GTPase activity
Source: RefSeq, a predicted model, not a curated record